Actinia tenebrosa (Australian red waratah sea anemone) is the source of this 1715-nucleotide messenger RNA. Its product is annotated as glycine receptor subunit alphaZ1. Gene Ontology annotation, biological process: monoatomic ion transmembrane transport. The record is from RefSeq and is a predicted model, not a curated record. Gene Ontology annotation, molecular function: extracellular ligand-gated monoatomic ion channel activity; transmembrane signaling receptor activity. NCBI's taxonomy places the organism in Eukaryota, Metazoa, Cnidaria, Anthozoa, Actiniaria, Actiniidae. Gene Ontology annotation, cellular component: membrane.
CUUAUUGUCAAUCCAAACAGCGAAGUAGUAAUUGCCAUUAUACACUUAUCAGAAAUGAUUUCACUCACGAUCACAGAUGCAUGAUUAUGGAACACUUAUCUCGGGUUUUAUGCUUUGAAAUUGAUUGACAAGCAUAGCACUGGCUACAUCGAGUCCAUCGAUUCUCACAGCCGUUCACAGACAUGAAGCUAUAAAAUUUCUUUUGGGGCAAGUUCUUAAUAGAUGCCUUCAAGAUGCUGAUCUCACUAUUAGCCAUCAUCUUUGGCUUGACAGAGCUACUGAGCACCGCUUCUACCACUAACUCAUUAAAGCUUACCCCUGCUAAUCUUAAAGUAAGCGAUGAACGCCUUACCGCUGCAGGAAACAAUAUGUCUCUGAUUAUCAAACACAUCAUGAAAAACUAUGACAAGAAUGUUCGUCCGUAUUACGAAGUGAAGCCCAUAGAUGUCCAGUUAGAUAUGCUGAUACUUUCAUUUGGAGAACUCAAAGAAGCUGAUAUGGUAUUUACAACGGAUAUAUACCUUGGACAGUUCUGGCAGGACCCUCGAUUCGCUUACGGUUUUAACAACAGUAUAAGUUUUGGCGGGAACUACGUUGACAAUUUCUGGGUUCCCGACACCUUCUUCGUAAACUCGGUGAACACGGAGAUCCAUCAUAUGAUAUCUCCAAAUAAAAAGCUCUGGAUCAGUCUUGAUAAAGGCCAUAUUAUGCUAAGUGCAAGAUUGAAAUCCACGGCAACUUGUAAAAUGGAUCUGAGGAAGUACCCGAUGGAUAUCCAGACUUGUCACCUGGCACUCGAAAGCUUUUCCUUUGACGAGUCCGACUUGAUGUAUAAGUGGAAGAAGAAACUUGGUAGCAAGGUUUUCAUAUAUGACUCAGAAAUGGCGCAGUUCACUGUGGUCAACGUAACAAGAGGUUUGAAACAUCCAUUAUAUCACUCGCGAAGUUUUUCCGGCCUGACCGUAACAUUCGAAUUCCAGCGUCGUACAAUGUACUACAUAUUUCAGAUGUACAUUCCAUGUAUUUGCAUCGUUGCUCUCUCAUGGGUCAGUUUCUGGGUGGAUGCAGAGGCGGUACCAGCAAGAGUAGGACUGAGUAUCACCACAGUAUUAACAAUUUGCUACAUGCUUGGCUCGGUCAACACCAACCUUCCUCGGGUUUCUUAUCUCAAAGCUAUUGACUACUUUCUGCUAUUGUCUUUUAGUUUUAUAUUUUUGACUUUGAUUGAAUAUGUCGUGGUUUUGAAGUACACACGAAGAAAGAAGUAUUCGGGUAGCUUUUCGCCGCAUAAGAUUGAGCUGUCCGAGGAUGAAUUGGUUGAAGACAAAAAGAUGAUGGAAGUCAAAAUCCAGAUCGGCAAAACGGCUUACACAUUUUUGGACUCACUAAGUGACCUAGCCUCGGACGGAAACAAAAAGACAAACAAUUGCCAUGGAGAAAUGUACCGUUCGUCACCUCGAAUGCCUGUCAAGACAUGUGACCACUCUAGACCAAUCCUGCGUCGGUAUUCUAAGAAAGAUGGCAAGAAAACUUGUAUAACACAUUUCUUCAGGAAACCUUUUAGCCCUGGCGAAGGAGAGAACAAAAUUGAUAAGUACUCCAGAUUCUUCUUCCCGUUCAGUUAUGGCGUCUUCCUGAUGGUAUAUUUUGCAUUUUUCUUCUACUAUUGAUUGGAUCCUUGCUUCAGACUGUCAAUAAAGAAUCAUCUACGGUCU